Molecule: messenger RNA, 1850 nt
Organism: Leucoraja erinaceus (little skate)
Lineage: Eukaryota; Metazoa; Chordata; Chondrichthyes; Rajiformes; Rajidae
Exons: 16
Coding region: 354-1790 (478 amino acids)
Biological process (GO): spermatogenesis
Molecular function (GO): cAMP binding
Source: RefSeq, a predicted model, not a curated record
UUUGGCUUCAUUUUAACAUUGUUCUGCGGUCAAAUAUUUGAAGCAAUAAUCGUAAUUAAAGGCAAUAGGUGGCUGGUUGACAUUUGGCUUGAUGCUGCUGUUUGCAACCCCUUCAGAAGCAGGCGCACCUUAAUAACCGUAAAUCGCUCGGACAAGUUGACAUUGUUCCAAGAGGUAUGUGCAGGAACGCACAAAAGCUUUUGAGAACCCAGCCUGGAUUGAAUUUCAUUGAGGGUUUCGUAUUAUCAGGCAGUUGUGCCAAAUGCGCAGGAAAAAUGCGGAAGGGAUCGGAAGCAGCAAAACUUGCGCCUUGCUGAUAGAUUCGAGGGGAGUUGGUCUCUCAACCGCGAGCCAUGUACCUGGACCAGACCGGGCGAGGAAAGUGGAACUUCCGAAGAGUCGCCGGGAUAGUGAAAACUAUCUGCGGGAUGAACCUGGUGUUAAAGAGAUACUUACAUAAAGACAAGGUGAUACGAUGGGCAGCUCAUCAUCGGACAAGAAAAUCAGACAUUGACAAGGAAUUACUUUUCAACAUCCACAACUUUACAAAAAACAAAAAUGAGAGUGAUUCUGCAAAGCUGAAGAGCCUGCUUUCUGUACUCCCUCAUGAACGGACCACACAUGGGAUUUCACUGGCACAAACACUUCUACAUAAUAACCAGGCAUUUCAAUGCAUGCCCCAUAUUGUCCAACUGGAGAUUUGCCAAGCUGCAGUCUAUCAGCGAUAUGAAGCUAAAACAACAGUCAUACGAAAAGGUCAUCAACCAGAAGGCUGCUAUUUUGUAGUUACUGGUAAACUAACAGCAAAAUCAAAUGAUGCCUCUUCAAUAGUUCAGAAUAGCAUCACUGAAGUUCUGAAUGAAAUUGAAGAAGGUGACUUGUUUGGGGAUGCAGUGCUUUUAACCAACACAAAGAGACCCACUACAGUUUUGUGUAAGACUACUGCAGAGCUGCUGCUAAUAAACAAGGAGGACUUUGAAUCCAUAUUGGCCAGAACUCUUGAACAGCGGUAUAGUGUGAUCACAGAGUUACUGGGGUCACACCCGAUUUUUGCAUCAUGGACAAUAGAAAAACUGACGUUGCUUUCCCACAGUUCCCUGCUGCGGUAUUACAGAUCAGGAACAGCAGUUGUCCCAGAAAGCUGCAACUCUGCAUUUAUAGUCAUUGUUAAAUCUGGUCGGUGUCACAUAGUGACAAAUCUCAGAAUGGAUCAUCAUGGAAAAGAUCAGACCCAGCGACUGCGGUCAAUAAAAUCAACCAUGCCUCUGAAGGAGCUUUCUAUGCUGACUUCAUUGGAGAAGGAAACAAAGUCCACAGGAAAAUCUCUACAGAGAACUACCGCUUCUCCAAGCUUUGCGACGGCAGGAUCACAAGAAGCUAUGAAGACUCAUAAAAUAAAAGAAUCCAGAAGUACGGAUAUGGCCUCUCCAACCCAUUCUUUACUUCAAGAAAAUAGCACCAUGGAACUGGAACAUACAGGCCUCGAAGAACAACUUUCCAUCAGUGCGAGUGCAUCAGAACGAGACAUGAGCCGAGAACAAUCUGUGUCCUUCACACCAAUAUCAAUCAACCACAUCCCAGAGGACACAAACAAAGGACUCGAAGAUUUGGAACCUUGCAAAGAAGAGUGUUUGGAUGAGUCACCUUCAUUUAGAUUUGUGCAGUCUACGCCUCAGAUAACUAUCACAACUGUGGAAGAAGGCAUUGAGACUCAAGAGGCCACCAAACCCUCUGCAGGUAAUAAUGAAGACCAAGAGCAGAAUAAAGAAAGAAAAAAGGUAAGAUCAUAACAAUAUUGAGUUUGAAUUAAAGUGGAGUAACAAAGAUAACAAGUUUUACACUGGUUGGUG